AGCUAAUACAAACAUGACGAAAGUAAUCUCAUUAUUUCUUCAUAUUUGUUUUUGCUGUUGCUGUUUUUUGUUAAACAGCACAUUAUUCGAUUGAAGCAAAUCAAAAUUUGAAAAUCAUUUGUCAAAAUGACGAUAUUAUUAAAAUUGUGUUUUGGAUUUUUUGUGAUAUUUGCAUUGCAUUGGCAGUGCAUCGAUUGUCGUGGCCGUGGUGCAACACGAGGCCGAGUCUCAACACCGUACAAAACAAAAGUGACAAAUUCGAACGGUGGCAGUAGCAGUAGCAGUGGAAGUUGGUUUAGUAAUUUGUUUAAAGGUCGUAGUAGCAGUGCCAGCAAAACCAAUGCAAUAUCGACAGCCAAUGCAAAAAGUGCUGCAAGUUUCAAAGGUAUACAGUCACCCAGUCACAUCGGUUUCGCUGCGUAUGGUAAUAAUUAUGAGUCAAACUUUCACCAUAAACGACCGGAUCACAAUCAAUUUCGACCGAUGUCGCAUCCAUAUCAAAGCCAUUUUCAUCCCCAAACAGCUGUAUUGGCAUAUCAUUUUAUGCCUAGCCCACACGUUCAUCACAUACACCACUAUGUCGGCGGCAACCCCACUACCACCACUCCUCCUGAUCACGAUUCAAUUUUUUAUGAUUACCGUAGUUCACCAUCAUCGUCAGAAACGCGAAUGAAGGAACCGAUUAUGUAUGACUACAAGCCACCAUUAAAAAAUGAAACGUCAUCAGAAGAAGAUGAACCGAUUGUCGUACCAAAUCCCAAUGAUGUUUUCAUAGCUGGCGUUGAAAAUAUGCUCUUUUACGGUGAUAUGAAAGAAAAUCAACAUCAAGUUGUAUUCGUUGCACAAGGCAGUGACGGCAUGACAUUUGAGGAUAAAAUACUUUCACAGCUCAACCGAUUUGAGUCCGUUGACAACCAUGAAGAAUUCUAUUUUCCAGAUGUAGAAUUUCGAUUUGAUGGUGAUUCAGAACCGAGCAAUGAAGAUUUGGCAGAUAUUUUUCAAAUGUAUAAAAAAUUAGUUGAUGAUGGUCGAUGUUAGAGAUUUUGAGAAAAAAAAAAUACUCAAAUGCAAAUAAAGAUAAUUACGACUUUCAAUUAUCGUGUAGAAAGUAACAAAA
Contarinia nasturtii (swede midge) is the source of this 1117-nucleotide messenger RNA. RefSeq lists its product as uncharacterized. The record is from RefSeq and is a predicted model, not a curated record. Lineage: Eukaryota; Metazoa; Arthropoda; Insecta; Diptera; Cecidomyiidae. The transcript is spliced from 2 exons. The coding region runs from base 127 to 1038 and encodes 303 amino acids.